This is a messenger RNA of Periophthalmus magnuspinnatus, 1795 nucleotides long. It is a transcript of the gene arid5a, whose product is annotated as AT rich interactive domain 5A (MRF1-like). The transcript has 7 exons. Gene Ontology annotation, cellular component: nucleus. Bases 120 to 1793 code for a protein of 557 amino acids. Gene Ontology annotation, biological process: regulation of transcription by RNA polymerase II. The record is from RefSeq and is a predicted model, not a curated record. Gene Ontology annotation, molecular function: transcription cis-regulatory region binding. NCBI's taxonomy places the organism in Eukaryota, Metazoa, Chordata, Actinopteri, Gobiiformes, Gobiidae.
GUGUGGUGUAACCAAUGAAACAUUUGUGGAGACAGCUUCCUGUUUGGUGGUGUCAGUCUGAAGAGGACACUCAAUGAAAAGCUCCCACAGACAAGAGACUAGAGGACAACAAACAGCAGAUGGCUGAAGAGGACACAACUGAGACUCAACAGCGAUCAGAUGACAAGGGAGAGUCCGUUUGCCAGACCCCUAUCUCUGUGAUUGAGAUCCGUGACUCAUCAAAUGAUUUUGAUGAAGAGACCAGUGCUCAAAUGGAGAAGUCCUUCAUCUCUGGACUGCACUCCUAUAUGAGGGUCAGAGGGACACCCAUAGAGAGGAUUCCACAUUUGGGCUUUAAACAAAUUAACCUUUGGAUGAUCUACAAAGCUGUAGAGAAACUUGGGGGCUAUGAUUCAGUAACAACAAAACGUCUUUGGAAGAGAGUAUACGAUGAGCUGGGAGGAAGUCCAGGUAGCACCAGUGCAGCCACCUGUACUCGCAAGCAUUAUGAAAGGCUGGUCCUACCGUAUGAGAGACACCUCAAAGGAGAGGAGGACAAACCUCUGCCUCCCACCAAGCCACGAAAACCUUACAAGAGGAAUGCAGAUGGAAAAGUGGACAAGGCAGAGGGGAAAAAGAAAAGGAGUCACCUAGAUAGAGACACGGACUCUCAGCUGAGAAUACAGAGAAAUGAUCUGGUACUGCACCCUCUCCCCUCUAUGUGGACAAUUGCCUCUGACAAAGUAGACUCUAAGCCAAGCUCGGAUCUGAGUAUAUAUGGCCUGUCUCAUGUCCUACCAGUGCCUUCAACAUGUACCUGGACACCCCCUGUCCCUCCUGGAGCAGGGAUCUCCCCUCUGGAGAAGAAGAAACGAAUGGCUCAGGCCAGUCUCCACCUGCGGCUCAACCCACAGGGCGAGGAGUACCAGCGGCCGUCUGUCAUCCUGUGCUCCUCUCCAGGCCCAGCCUCUUCGGCCCGGGCCUCUUCUGAUGGUUCUCCACAGCCUCAGUCCUCCUCCUCCUCACGCAGCUCAUCUCCUCUGUCUGUUUCUUCAGAAGACAGUUCAGUCACUCAUCAGGACAAAACUUCACCAAGUUUACACUUACAACUAAACCGCUCGAGGGUCAAAAGUGUAUGUACAGAUGACAGAGAGAACCAGGAAUCUAAAGAAAUCACUGAUAAAACAGAGGGUAACUCACAACCAGUGAUCAAGCAUUUUGCAAAGGAUUUUGAAAAAGAUAAAAUUACUAACUGGAUGCCAGUUUACAAAGGAACACAUUUCACACCUUCUUUACACUCAUCAUCAUCCUUCCACGCUAAAUAUGAUUUAGCUGCUGCACCUAGCUCCAGUUUCUCCAAAGUGGUCCCAAAAACUGUACAGCCCCUGAGACCUGCUCCAAUUCGCUAUAAAAUUCACCAAACACGGCAAGUUCAAGAUGAUUCAGUGGCAAAGAAACUCAACGGCACAUCUCAGAGAACUAAUCAGACUGAAAAAUGGGAAAACUCCCAAUCAAGGCUCUGCAAGGUUCCACUAUCUCAGCAUAGUCUUCUGCAUAAUUUGCCUACAUCAUGUGUGGUGCCCAGUUACAACAAAUCAGAACGGGGCCACACUCGGCCUCACACAUCAUUUCACCCUGCAUUUCUCUCAAACAGAAUGAGACUGCCACAUGCUCAGCUAAUGUAUCGACAGGUACCAGGAAAUCCAGGACAUCCUGCUUUCAUUGGCCCUGUGUCUUAUCCAUUCUCCUAUCCCAUGUGUCACCCUGGAUAUACUCUACCUAAUGUGAUGCCUAUUUAUCCACAUAAACUUUGAUU